Messenger RNA from Nezara viridula (southern green stink bug), 462 nucleotides. NCBI's taxonomy places the organism in Eukaryota, Metazoa, Arthropoda, Insecta, Hemiptera, Pentatomidae. The record is from the annotation of a GenBank genome assembly.
AUGCCCAGAGCUGCCCCUAUAGAGCACACCAAGCCCUCGGUAGAUUCUCCAGCAUCGGGUGUGACACCUCGUAUUUCCAGGGAGUUGGAUAUCGAUUCGUCCGGACAAGAGGACUGGCAGCACGUACGAAGCCUGCUGUACUGGGAUGUCGAAGUCAUAGUGAUCGUCUGUUCGAUAGACAGCCUCGACAGUUUGGAGAACGUGAGGGAGUACUGGGUUCCGGAGGUUGAGGAGUUCGCACCGCCGGGGAUACCAAAACUUCUGGUAGCGAACAAGAAAGACUUGAGGGACGGAACAAAGAACCAAAUCGAUUACAAGCAAGGAGAAACCAUGGCUAAAGAAAUCGGUGCAUACGCCUACAUUGAGUGCUCAGCGUUGAGGUAUGAAGGCAUUGAAGACAUUUUCUUUUCGAUAGUGAAAGUACUGAAAAAGAAGACUGGUUGCUGUUGUGUUAUUUUGUAG